This is a messenger RNA of Microthlaspi erraticum, 348 nucleotides long. Lineage: Eukaryota; Viridiplantae; Streptophyta; Magnoliopsida; Brassicales; Brassicaceae. The record is from the annotation of a GenBank genome assembly.
AUGUGGAGAAAAGCCAUAAUAGGCUAUUGGCCGCAUCGAUUGUAUUCGGCGCAAGGAGCGUCGCAAGUUUACUUCGGCGGGUAUGCAGGCGGGCUAGAUGGAGCUGUUAGCCCGCAGAUGGGGGCAGGGAAUUUUCCAAGAUCAGUGGGGUUUCGAGGAGGGGCUUCAUGUUUCAUGAAACAACUUAAGUAUUUCGUAGAUGGACAAGGACUUGUCGAUGUUGCUUCAAAUGACUUUGAGGAAUAUGUGAGUAGUCCAAAGUGUUAUGAUGUGUGGUUUCGCAAGUUCGAGUUAGGCAGUGGAGAGAUGCUCACGUUCGGUGGUCCUGGUGGAGAAUGUGGUAUCUAA